This is a messenger RNA of Arabis nemorensis, 537 nucleotides long. The record is from the annotation of a GenBank genome assembly. NCBI's taxonomy places the organism in Eukaryota, Viridiplantae, Streptophyta, Magnoliopsida, Brassicales, Brassicaceae.
AUGUAUUCUGAUGGAGUGGAGGCUGAGACUGAGACUGGAAGCAAGAAAACUGUAAAGAACCGUCUCAGUGGUGGCUUGUCUACUCACGGGACGUGGAAGAGAGAGAGGCAGGAUGACGACAAGUGGGAGCAUGAUCUUUUCGAUGAUGACAAGCCUCGAAUUUCAAAUCGCAGAGUUGACUCUAGAGAUCUCCGCUUGAAGCUCCAAAAGAAACAUCAUGGCUUGCAAAGUGGACGGGGAGCUAGUCUGGGCAUGCGGGAUCUACGGGAAAAGCUAUCUUGGAUGAUGGAUUCACAACCAAGGAGCGGUAACCCACAAAAAUCUAAAAGGGAGGCUACUAGACCAGCCAUAAAGAAUGUUGCAGUUGAUAGCUUCGUGGAAUCAUUGGGCCUUGAGAAAUAUUCGACCGCAUUUCAAGUGGAAGAAGUUGAUAUGGAUGCUCGUAUGCAUAUGGCAGAUGAUGACCUCAAAGCUAUGCUCAUACCAAUGGGACCUAGGAAGAAGAUACUUCUUGCUUUGGGAUCUAAACGUGGAUAG